AGUGGCCCCUGUGGAGUGAGGCCCACCCAGGAAGCCUGCCCACCAUGAGUCUCUGGAGUCUUGAGGACAGCCGCAGCGGCCAGGGUAGCCCCCAGCUUGCCCAGGAGCCUGUGGCUGAGGAGUUACUGACUUCUGAGCUGCAGAUGAAGGUGGACUUCUUCCGGAAGCUGGGCUACUCAUCCUCAGAGAUCCACAGCGUCCUGCAGAAGUUGGGGGUCCAAGCAGACACCAACACAGUGCUGGGGGAGCUGGUGAAACAUGGCUCGGCCACUGAGCGGGAGCACCAGGCCUCGCCGGACCCCUGCCCUCAACUCCCUCUGGUGCCCCGAGGUGGGGGCACCCCCAAGCCUUCCACCGUGGAACCCUCCCUCCCAGAGGAGGACAAGGAGGGCAGUGACCUGAGGCCAGUGGUCAUCGACGGCAGCAACGUGGCCAUGAGCCACGGGAACAAGGAGGUCUUCUCCUGCCGGGGCAUUCUGCUGGCUGUGAACUGGUUUCUGGAGCGGGGCCACACGGACAUCACAGUGUUUGUACCAUCCUGGAGGAAGGAGCAGCCUCGGCCCGAUGUGCCCAUCACAGAUCAGCACAUCCUGAGGGAGCUGGAGAAGAAGAAGAUCCUGGUGUUCACACCAUCACGGCGUGUGGGUGGCAAGCGGGUCGUGUGCUAUGAUGACCGCUUCAUUGUGAAGCUGGCCUUUGAGUCUGACGGCAUCGUGGUCUCCAAUGACACGUACCGAGACCUCCAGGGUGAACGGCAGGAGUGGAAGCGCUUCAUCGAGGAGAGACUGCUUAUGUACUCCUUUGUCAAUGACAAGUUUAUGCCUCCUGAUGAUCCUUUGGGCCGGCAUGGACCCAGCCUGGACAACUUCCUGCGUAAGAAGCCACUUCCUUGUGAACACAGGAAGCAGCCGUGCCCCUAUGGGAGGAAGUGCACCUAUGGGAUCAAAUGCCGAUUCUUCCACCCUGAGCGGCCAAGCCGUCCCCAGCGCUCUGUGGCUGAUGAGCUGCGUGCCAAUGCCCUCCUCUCGCCCCCCAGAACCUCAGGCAAAGACAAAAGUAGCCAGCAGCCUCCCUCUGCCUGCCAGACCAGCUCUGUGCCCCCAGAGGCCGAGCAUAGCAGCCUGGAUGGGAAGAAGCAAGGGGCCCGAGUAUCCCCAGGACCCCGCCAAGAAGUGCCAACACAGACCUUUGCCCCAGCUGGCAGAAGUCUCCCUCUUAGCGGGGGCAGUGGGAGCGGCUUCGGGCCCACAGACUGGCUCCCACAUACCCUGGACUCGCUUCCGUACACCUCCCAGGAAUGCUUGGAUUCAGGCAUUGGUUCCCUGGAGAGCCAGAUGUCAGAACUGUGGAGUGUGCGAGGAGGCAGCCUUGGGGAGCCAGCCCCCUCUCGAGGUCCUUACACUGGCUACCGUGCCUACGGAUCAGAGCUGCCAGCUGCUCCUGCCUUUCCCGCCUUUGGACGGGCCGUGGGUGCUGGCCACUUCAGUGUCCCUGCCGACUAUGUGCCUUCGCCACCCACCUACCCAUCUCGAGAGUACUGGUCUGAGCCAUACCCACUGCCCCCACCCACCUCAGUUCUCCAGGAACCCCACAGGUCUAGCUCAGGAGGUGGUGGGGCACCUUGGAGUAGGGUGGGCAACCUGGCCAAAGAAAGGGCAGGUGUGUACACCAAGCUAUGUGGUGUCUUCCCCCCACACCUGGUGGAGGCCGUGAUGGCACGCUUCCCACAGCUCUUGGAUCCCCAGCAGCUGGCUGCUGAAAUCCUAUCCUAUAAGUCACAGCACCUCAGUGAGUAAGCCAGGGGGUGGCCUGCAGGGCCCACCUAGCAACCUGGACAGAGGGAGACGUGGAGUAGGCAAGGAAACCUCAAUCCAAAGAUACUCUUCCAUACCGUAGGAUUGGUUCUGGCCCCAUCCACUCACAUGGGUCAGAAGCGAUCACCCUGUUGAUACACAUUGUAUCUCUCUCAUUUAAGACGCUGCCGGUCAGGCCGUCGGUCCAUGGCUGGGGCCCAAACCCUCUUUUCUCUCAGAGGACGGGGAGGGAGACUUGGGGGAAGAGAGGCACAUGUCAGGCCCCCACCUCCACCCCGUCCCUGGGAUGCCGGCAUGGCCGGCAAGUUGGGCACCGUGUGCCUGCUUUCUGAGGCUCCCCUCAAGCCAAUGUGGUCUCAACCCUGCUCGCAGGGCAUGAGGCUUCAUGUUAGUAAGCAAGAUGCUUCUUAUAACCCACCUCUGUCCACCCAUCCCUUUGCCCUACCAGAGGUUGCAAGCCCUCUGUGUCCACCCUCUUCCUACCCUUCCCCACAGGUGGGGGGACAUGUGUAUGCUGUAUACA
Messenger RNA from Jaculus jaculus (lesser Egyptian jerboa), 2337 nucleotides. It is a transcript of the gene Zc3h12a, whose product is annotated as zinc finger CCCH-type containing 12A. The record is from RefSeq and is a predicted model, not a curated record. Lineage: Eukaryota; Metazoa; Chordata; Mammalia; Rodentia; Dipodidae. Gene Ontology annotation, biological process: 3'-UTR-mediated mRNA destabilization; nuclear-transcribed mRNA catabolic process, RNase MRP-dependent. Bases 45 to 1796 code for a protein of 583 amino acids. Gene Ontology annotation, molecular function: mRNA binding; metal ion binding; RNA endonuclease activity. The transcript is spliced from 5 exons. Gene Ontology annotation, cellular component: cytoplasmic ribonucleoprotein granule; nucleus.